AUGCUUCUUCUAAACAAAAAACGAGACGAAAAUCGCAAUGACAUCAACUAAAUGCCACAUAGCUAGAUGUCGUCUAGACCUCCGCAGAGUUAGCGUGGUCCUCAAAUACUUUUAAAGAAAGACUUUCAAAACUUUGGAGUUAACAAGAUCUAGAAUCUACAAAAAGUGGUGAAAUUACAAUAGAUAUAGAACAAUGAUAUGUAUCAGUUAAAUAACGAAAUUUCAAAUAGAGUCAUCUCUCAGGCAUCAACAUAAUCUACAACAGUGCAGAAUUCAUAAGCAUCAUCUCGAGACAUUUCAGCGAUCUUCAAUAGCUCACUUAUGAAUCGGCCAAUUUUAGGAAGUAGAAAGGGUAGUCUGACUUAAUUUCCUCAGCCAUAGAUGCAAAUGUAGCUUGAUAUGGGAAUAUCAAGGCAAGGCCAAGGAUUUCCUUUGUAAAGUAUUCAAUUCUCAAAUGGUUCUCAUUAGUAAUAGCAUAUAUUAAAUCUUCAAAAACUCAAUAUCAGUAAUAGCAGCAAUAACAACACAAUUUCUGAUAGGUCUAACUUUGACGGACAAUCUUCAAGCAUCCAAACUUCUGCAAAAAUCACUCCUGUAAUUAAUAUGAAUAAAAUUAGGAAAAACUAAAAGCUUGAAUCAUUAGUACUCAACAAAUUGGCUGAAGAGUAGAUAUUCAGGACAUAAGUCGCAUACACCUCUAGAGCUUAGGACUAAAAUGAAUCAAGUGGAAACUUAUCUUAAAGGCCUCAAACUAUAAAUUCUCAUUAUCAAACUGAGCAAUCUUAGGUUUUUGACGAUUAGAGUAUUGUAAUAAGAAAGAAAUCGAAGUAUUAAUCUCCAGCUAAAAGAAAUGGCUCUCGUGAUAGCUCUGUCCAAUAGAGUCCGAGGAUAUCAAGAGAAAAGCUGAUUUUCACAGCUGAUAAGAGAAGAGGGUCUUGUAUUGAUCAAGAAGGUAAACCUUAACUUGAAAUUAGAGAGUAGUAAAAUUUGCUAACACACGCUAAGGUUUCUCGAAACAAUUCCAUGAAGAAACUUCACUCGAUUUAAAAUGGAUAUGAAUCUGAAAAUUUAGGAUGUAUUUAAAUCCAGAUAAAUUAAAAUGGACUUAUAGAAGAUUCCUAGCAGCAGAGCUAGGAUUAAAACCAUUAAUACACUCUUAAAAGAUCUAAUUCAAGUGCUUAGUGUGAGUUCAGGAAAAAUAUGCAAACAACUAGGCUAGGGGUGUCGAAGAAGAUCGUUCUACCAAAGAAUAAUUAAUUCUUGUUCAAAACUAGUUUAAAUCCAAAAACCUCUGGCAAAAAAUUAAAAAUACUAAGGACUGAGAGAGGUGGAAGCAGAUAAAACUAAUUAUAAUCUUUCAACUCCUAAACAUCGACUUUAUAAGGCUAGUAAUCUUAGCAUAGUACGAGUUAAUCCCAAUCAUCUAAUUAGCAUUAAUAAAAGCCUUAAUAAUAACAUUAACAACAGCAACAAAAUUACAUAAUAAACUUCAACAUAAGCUUCGGAUGUUUCCCAAAAGAGGAAACUUAUAAUCAGUAUUAUACUACAAACAACAUAAAUAAUACUAAUAAUACAAUAAUCAAUAAUCUUAAAUCAUUCAAUGACAGCAAAAAUUUAUCAGCAAGUGAUUUGGAAUUGCCUGGCUGCAGUUAGCUUCUUUACCAAGAUGUCAGUGUUUAGAUUGUCAAUAAGCCUAGUGAGGACAGCCAUGACUUAUAGUCUGAUGUAAUAAAGUCAAAGCGUCAUUUAUUCCAAAACAUCUCCAUUGAAUCGAAAAUCUCUCAGAGUAUGAUAAAAGAAGAGUUUGAUGAAAUUAGGAUGACUGUAAAGACACCCUGCUUUAACAAUAACAACAAUUUCUAAAAUUUAUCAUCCUCAAUAAAUAACUCUGACAAGCCCUAAACUAAACAUGUGUCUAGACUUAUGCUAUGA
Molecule: messenger RNA, 1932 nt
Organism: Stylonychia lemnae
Lineage: Eukaryota; Ciliophora; Spirotrichea; Sporadotrichida; Oxytrichidae
Source: the annotation of a GenBank genome assembly